Molecule: messenger RNA, 2352 nt
Organism: Rhagoletis zephyria (snowberry fruit fly)
Lineage: Eukaryota; Metazoa; Arthropoda; Insecta; Diptera; Tephritidae
Source: RefSeq, a predicted model, not a curated record
AUGGUGCCCGAGAUCCUCCGAGGUGACCAGGACCAGACGGGAAUGCGCAAGGAGCGGGAGAGCGACGAUGACUCGCUCUCCCUGUCGGCCAUUUGGGAGUUUGAGGGCUACCUGAAGUACUCGCCCAUCUUCUACGGGUACUACAGCAAGUCGGAGAUGACCUCCGGUGGCUAUCGGCUGCCGUUGGCCUACUUUCUCACCACCCUCUGCCUCUAUAUGUUCAGCUUUUUCUGCGUUUUGAGAAAGAUGGCCCAAAACGCCCGCCUAAGCCGCGUGGGCAGUCGCAAGGACGACGAGUCGUCCGCCUUCUGCUUCAAGAUCUUCACCGGCUGGGACUACAUGAUCGGCAACUCGGAGACGGCCUGCAACAAGGUGGCCUCGCUGGUGAUGAGCCUCAAGGAGGCCAUUCUCGAGGAGAAGGAGCGGAAGAAGGAGAGGACCAGCUGGCGGCGCAUCUGCCUGCUCAUCUGCACCAACGUCUGCGUCCUCGCCCUGCUCGCCUCCUCCGCCUACGCCGUGGUGCUCGUCUUUGAGCGCUCUCAGGAGAUUGAAAAUAACGAGGUGGUAAACCCCAGUUGGCUGCGGGCAAAUGAGAACUCGCUCGUCGUCUCCGCCAUUGGAAACCUCUACCCGAACCUUUUCGAUUUUAUCGGCAGCCUGGAGAACUACCACCCACGGAUUGCCCUUCGCUGGCAGCUGGGACGCAUUCUCGUGCUGAACAUUCUCAACCUGUACACGCUGAUGCUGUCGCUCUUUAACAAAGUCGAUAAGAAGACCGCCGAGCUGAAGAUGAUCAAGGCGAACAUCUCCCUCUGGCGGCAGCAGGUGGACGUAAUGGCGCUGGCCACUGUGGCCACCUUCCACCGAAUCAAGCGGGAUGGUCGAGAAGAGUACGCUGAGUACGAGGACAGUGGAAACAACGGCGAUCCCGAACUCCUCUUUCCCCCGGCAAUCAUCUACGAUCCCUAUGAGGAGGCGGUCAACAAGAUGAGUGGUUCUACAAAGGAAGAGGAAGAGGUUGUGGAUGAGAUCUUGGUCACUGAAGAGAGCUUCUCAACGACAUUUCCUUCCACUUCCUCUUCAUUUUGGAUAUCGACGACGCCCCCAAACGGAAACAGUGGUGAUGGAGGUGGUGGCGGUGACCCAACCAACCGAUCAUCCCUUUUGCCAUCUCAAGUGAAUUUUUCAAGCACCGCUUUCACCAAUCUGACAACCGUUUCCAGCCUUGAACUACCUAAAACUGCUGUGAGUUCUAAAAACAGCAGCAGCAGCACACGAAAGCCCAAAAAAACUUCUUCUUUUUCGUCCACCAAACCUCGAUCCCGCCUCAAAAUCGGCGCCAUCACCACCACCACGGAAGCGGUCACCGAAACCUUUCUAUCAACUGAAUCUUCCUUAAUCAGCUGCCAGAACACCACCGAAUACGUGAUCACCGACGAGGACCUCCUCGCCCUGAACUCCACCAUCAAGGACCGCCUGCGGAAACUCUGCUGGGAGACCAGCUUCGGCCAGGACCUGAUCAAGCUGACGGUGAUGGAGUUUGUCGUCCUGGUCGCUUCCACCUUGGUCGGUGACUUCUUCCGCGCCCUCUUCGUCCGCUACUGCGCCUGCUGCUGCUGCUGGGACCUGGAGAAGGGCUGGCCCGGCUACGGGGACUUUAAGAUUGCGGAGAACAUUCUCCACCUGGUCAACAAUCAGGGCAAUGUUUGGCUGGGCAUGUUCUUCUGCCCUGGUUUACCAGCUCUCAAUACGAUAAAGCUUGCUCUGUUGAUGUACUUUCGCAGCUGGGCGCUGCUCACCUGCAACAUUCCCCACGAGACGGUCUUCAAGGCGAGCCGCAGCAACAACUUCUACUACCUCCUACUGCUCUUUAUGCUCUUUCUCUGCACACUUCCGGUCAGCUAUGCGGUGGUCUGGCUGCAGCCGAGCUGGCACUGCGGCCCCUUUAGCGACUUUCCAAGGAUUUACAAGAUACUGAGCGGCUAUGUGAGCUCAAAGUUGAACAGUACCUUCAACAAGGUCCUAGACUACCUGACCUCGCCGGGGGCGGUGCUGCCCCUGCUGCUCCUGCUGAUUCUCUUUAUUUACUACCUCCUGUCGACGGUCAGUUCGAUGAAGGAGGCGAAUCGGGAGCUGAAGGCGCAGCUGCGCAAGGACAAGGACAGCUCGGAGGCGAAUAAUUUUGGGUUAGAGAUGGGCGUCGGUCCUGCUACCCAAAUCAGUCCGCCCACCAAUGCAAAGCACGUCCGAAUUCAGGAGCACACGAGCAGUGCUGCUGAUCAGUUGGUGAGCGCUCAUAAUGAUAAGACACAUCUUUUGGAGAACUCCAGUGCUGCUGCUGAUGCAAACUGA